This is a messenger RNA of Nicotiana tabacum (common tobacco), 1545 nucleotides long. The record is from RefSeq and is a predicted model, not a curated record. Lineage: Eukaryota; Viridiplantae; Streptophyta; Magnoliopsida; Solanales; Solanaceae.
AUGAAAACCACAGAAAAGUUCGAGAGGUUCGCAAGCUGUAGAGGUGUAGCAUUUGAAAUAAAGCCUCGUGAAGAUCCAUUUGCUGUCCCUAAACAACCAAUAACUGAAGUUUCCCAAGGUAGCAAAAGAUACUGGCUUAAUAGUUUUAGCAAAAAAAUUGUACCCUCUUCAUCUUUUAUGCAAAGAUCAAUGAGUCGCACUAGUAGCCAUUUUUGUGAUCUAGAAAUAGAUUUGGAUGACUACGAUGAUGAUGAUGUUACUCUAGCUGACAUUGAAGAAGGCUAUUAUGAAAAAGAAGGGUCGUCACCUUUGCAAAUUCAAGUGGGAUCAUCACCAAUGCCAUUUCUUCCUCCGAAAACACUGAGCAAACGCGAAAAGAAAAACCCUAAUUCAUCAAGAUUGUCUGUCAUUCUUCUUGAUCAAGGCUUGUUUACAGUUUACAAGCGAUUGUUCGUGCUCUCUUUCGUUAUGAACAUUACUUGUUUGAUUCUUGCUGCUACUGGGAAUUUCCCAUAUGCAAGAAGAAAAGCUGUUUCCUUUUCCAUCGGGAAUAUUUUUGCUUUAACACUAAGUCGAAGUGAAGCAUGUUUGCGAGUGGUGUUCUGGCUUGCAGUGAAUUGUUUAGGAUGGUCUUGGAUUCCUAUUCGGAUAAAGACUAUGGUAACGUCUUUACUUCAAUCUCUAGGUGGAAUUCACAGCGGUUGUGCAGUUUCUUCAAUUGCAUGGCUCGUUUAUGCCUUAAUCCUGACGUUGAAUGACAGAGAAAACACUUCCACUGAAAUUAUUGGUGUUGCUUUUGCAAUCCUUUCACUUCUCUGCUUAUCUUCAUUGGUUUGGGCUUUCAUAACCUUAACAAUUUCUUAUGAUCCUGAAACAAAAUCUUAUAGCACUGAGAUUGGUUCCAAACUGAUAAAACAACAAGAAUUUUGGUUGACAGUGGCAAUUACAGUGCUAAUAAUCAUUCCAUGGUUAACAGUGAGACGUGUUCCUGUGAAGAUCACAUCUCCAUCUGGACAUGCUUCUAUUAUCAAGUUCGAGGGUGGAAUCAAAGCUGGAAUUUUAGGAAGGAUUAGCCCUUCGCCCUUCUCUGAAUGGCAUGCAUUUGGGAUCAUUUCGGAUGGAAAGAAACAACACAUGAUGUUGGCAGGUGCAGUUGGUGAUUUCACAAAAUCUUUAGUGUCAAAUCCUCCUAGCCAUUUAUGGGUUCGACAAGUUCAUUUUGCAGGCUUGCCUUAUCUAGUAAACAUGUACAACAAGGUCCUGGUGGUGGCCACUGGCUCUGGAAUCUGUGUUUUUCUAUCAUUUCUUUUGCAACCAUGUUCAGAAAUCAAAGAGAUGAUUAGUGGACAUCCGAAUGAGAAAGUGAUUAUACAUGAUACAGCUUUGCUUGGUCGACCAAAUGUAUCAGAAAUGAGUGUUGAGACAGCCAAGAAAUGGGGAGCUGAAGUGGUUAUUGUUACUAGUAAUCCAGAAGGGAGUAGAGAUGUAGUUAAUGCAUGUAAGAAGUCUGGAAUUCCUGCCUUUGGUCCUAUUUGGGAUUCCUGA